CUCCUCUUCGUGUCAAAGAAGAAGAAACAGAGCAGAGUCAGCGCGCGGAGACAAACCGUCCACCUGCAGCCCUCCGAGCAGCAUGAACCCCUCUCUGCUGACUGACAGGAAGAGUCCCAGACCCCUCUGAAGGACCUGAAGGACCUGAAGGACCUGGUCUCUCUGUGGACCCGAAGAAAGGAAGGAAGAGCCUCGUGUCUCUGCUGCUGCUGGAGGGAGCUAGCUUAGCCUGUUAGCUUAGCAGGACUCACUGUGUCCGUGUGUCCGUGUGGACUUCACCUCCAGGACCGAGCAGAGCUGCACCAUACCGGAUCUAAACCCUGAUCCAGCACCACGGAUCCACCUCCUGGAUUACAAGUCGACUUAUGCACGCGAGUUUGCACUAAAACGACCUGAAAUCAGACCCAGCAGAACCAGGAAGUCUGAAUGAACUCUGCUGCUCGCCUGUUAGCUGCUCAUUGUGCUGCUCGCUGCUGCAGCUGAGAGGGGGUCUGUGCAUCCUCUGCUGCCCUGCACAGCUCACACUCAUCAUCUGAAGCUAUCCUCUGCUGCCCUGCACAGCUCACACUCAUCAUCUGAAGCUAUCCUCUGCUGCCCUGCACAGCUCACACUCCUCAUCUGAGAGAGGACCUCAGAGUCUCUGAGUGUUUCUGAAGCUACCUGCAGGAAUCAGCCUGACUGUUUUUAUUCUCACUCAGUAAAAAGAGUCAAACAAACACUGCAGAGAUGAUUCCGGACAAAGCCCCGAAGGAGAACGUGUUCCACGGGUCCGAGGAGCUGAAGAAGGAGGCUCACAUCUCCAGCUUUGAGAAAUAUAAAGAGCUCUACUUGAGGUCUAUAGAGAACCCUGAUGAGUUCUGGGGGGACAUCGCCAAAGAUUUCUUCUGGAAGACCAAACACUCGGGUCAGUUCCUGGACUACAACUUCGACGUGACCAAAGGAGAGAUCUUCAUCAAGUGCAUGGAGGGAGCGACCACCAACAUCUGCUACAACGUGCUGGACCGCAACGUCCACGAGAGGAAGCUGGGAGACAAAGUGGCCUUCUACUGGGAAGGCAACGAGCCCGGAGAUCAGCUGAGGGUGACGUACAGAGAGCUGCUGCAGAGAGUCUGCCAGUUUGCAAACGUCCUGAAGUCUCAGGGUGUGAAGAAAGGCGACCGUGUGUCCAUCUACAUGCCCAUGGUGGUGGAGUUGGUGGUCGCCAUGUUGGCCUGCGUCCGCAUCGGAGCCGUUCACUCCAUCGUGUUUGCAGGUUUCUCUGCGGAGUCUCUGUGCGAGAGGAUCAUGGACUCACAGUGCUCGCUGCUCAUCACAGCAGAUGGCUUCUAUCGGGGAGAUAAGCUGAUCAACCUGAAGCUCUUAGCUGAUGAAGCAAUGCAGAAAUGCAGAGACAAGUAAGCUGUCCAGA
Notolabrus celidotus (New Zealand spotty) is the source of this 1408-nucleotide messenger RNA. It is a transcript of the gene acss2, whose product is annotated as acyl-CoA synthetase short chain family member 2. The transcript has 6 exons. Gene Ontology annotation, biological process: acetyl-CoA biosynthetic process. The record is from RefSeq and is a predicted model, not a curated record. Gene Ontology annotation, molecular function: acetyl-CoA synthetase activity. Lineage: Eukaryota; Metazoa; Chordata; Actinopteri; Labriformes; Labridae. Gene Ontology annotation, cellular component: cytoplasm. The coding region runs from base 727 to 1398 and encodes 223 amino acids.